Molecule: messenger RNA, 2844 nt
Organism: Aegilops tauschii subsp. strangulata
Lineage: Eukaryota; Viridiplantae; Streptophyta; Magnoliopsida; Poales; Poaceae
Source: RefSeq, a predicted model, not a curated record
GUAGUGGCAAAUGCGAACAAGCAGCGAGGUUUUAUUAUCUGUCCAUGUGCUGUCUGUAAGAAUCAGAAGGGUUACUCCUCCUCAAGAGACGUUCACAUGCACCUGCUUCGGCACGGUUUCAUGCGAAGCUAUAAUUGUUGGACCAAGCAUGGAGAAAGAGGGGUUAGAAUGGAAGAAGAUGAAGAAGGGGAUGAUAUCGAUGACAACUAUCAUGAUCAUUUCGGUGAUACUUUCAUGGAGGAUGAUGCUGAAGGUGGGGAAGGGUUAGGUGAAGGUGAAGAAGAGGCACAUGAUGAGCCCGCUGAUGAUCUUGGUCGGACCAUUGCUGAUGCACGGAGACGCUGCGAAACUGACAAGGAGAGGGAGAAUUUGGAUCGCAUGUUAGAGGAUCACAAAAAGUCGUUGUACCCAGGAUGCGAUAAUAGUCUGAAAAAGCUGGGCUGCACACUGGAUUUGCUAAAAUGGAAGGCACGGGAAGGUGUAGCUGACUCAUCAUUUGAAAAUUUACUGAAAAUAUUGAAGAAUAUGUUUUGGAAGAAUAACGAGUUGCCCGCCAGUACGUACGAAGCAAAGAAGGUUGUCUGCCCUCUAGGUUUAGAGGUUCUGAAGAUACAUGCAUGCAUUAACGACUGCAUCCUCUACCGCGGUGAAUACGAGAAUUUGAAUGAAUGCCCUGUAUGCACUGCAUUGCGUUAUAAGAUCAGAGGCGAUGACCCUGGUGACAAUGUUGAGGGCGAGAAACCAAGGAAGAGGGUUCCCGCCAAGGUGAUGUGGUAUGCUCCUAUAAUACCACGGUUGAAACGUCUGUUCAGGAACAAAAAGCAUGCCAAGUCGUUGCGAUGGCACAAAGAGGACCGUAAGUCUGACGGGGAGUUGAGACACCCCGCUGAUGGAACGCAAUGGAGAAAGAUCGACAGAGUGUUCAAAGAUUUUGCAGCUGACGCAAGGAACAUAAGAUUUGGUCUAAGUACUGAUGGCAUGAAUCCUUUUGGCGAGCAGAGCUCCAGCCAUAGCACCUGGCCCGUGACUCUAUGCAUCUACAACCUUCCUCCUUGGUUGUGCAUGAAGCGGAAGUUCAUUAUGAUGCCAGUGCUCAUCCAAGGUCCAAAGCAACCCGGGAACGAUAUCGAUGUGUACCUAAGGCCAUUAGUUGAUGAACUUUUACAGUUGUGGGGCAGACCUGGUGUACGUGUCUGGGAUGAGCACAAAGAAGAGGAAUUUGACCUACGAGCGUUGCUUUUUGUAACCAUCAACGAUUGGCCUGCUCUCAGUAACCUUUCGGGACAGACAAAUAAGGGAUACAAUGCAUGCACGCACUGCUUACAUGAGACUGAAAGUGUACGUUUGGGUAAUUGUAAGAAGAACGUGUACCUGGGUCAUCGUCGAUUUCUUCCCCGAAAUCAUAACGUACGAAAGAAAGGCAAGCAUUUCAACGGCAAGGCAGAUCACCGGCCGAAGCCUGCGGAACGUACUGGUGCUGAGAUAUUUGAUAUGGUCAAGGAUUUGAAAGUCAUCUUUGGAAAGGGUCCUGGCGGACAAUCAGUUCCGCGGGGAGUUGACGGGCACGCACCCAUGUGGAAGAAGAAAUCUAUAUUUUGGGAGCUAGAAUAUUGGAAAGUCCUAGAUGUCCACUCUACAAUCGACGUGAUGCAUGUUACGAAGAAUAUUUCUACGCUCUUACCAAAGAAGAGAAGGUCAUUUUUUUUUGAAUGCCUGAGCAGUAUGAAGGUCCCGUCUGGCUUCUCGUCGAAUAUAAAGGGAAUAAUAAACAUGGCGGACAAAAAGUUCCUAAACCUGAAGUCUCACGACUGCCACGUGAUUAUGACGCAAUUGCUUCCGAUUGCUUUGAGGGGGCUCCUACCGGAAAAUAAAUAUGUUCGUAACCGUGCUAGGCCAGAAGGAAGCAUCAUCAAGGGCUAUGGAAAUGAGGAGGUAAUUGAGUUCUGUAUUGCCUAUGUUCCUGACCUUAAGCCGAUUGGUAUUCCUCAAUCGCAGCACGAGGGGAGACUAAGUGGAAAAGGCACGAUCGGAAGGAAAUCAACGAUAUGUAUGGACGGUCAUUCUGUGACUGAAGCACACCACACAGUUCUGCAAAAUUCCAGCUUGGUGGCUCCGUACUUCGAGCAACACAAGAAUAUUCUACGCUCGGACAACCCGGGGAAGCCUGAAUCCUGGAUUAGAAAGGCCCACAUGGAGACUUUCGGCAGUUGGUUGCGAAAACAUUUAAUGAAUGACAAUGAUGUUGGAGAUCAGCUGUACAUGUUGGCCAAGACACCAUCUUCGACUAUAGCGACUUUCCAAGGGUACGAGAUAAAUGGGAAUACAUUUUACACCAUCGCCCAAGAUAAAAAGAGCACCAACCAAAACAGUGGUGUCCGCUUUGAUGCAGCAACCGAGAAUGGGCAAAAGGUCACAUAUUAUGGUUACAUAGAGGAGAUAUGGGAACUUGACUAUGGACCCUCCUUUAAGGUCCCUUUGUUCCGGUGCAAAUGGUUCAAGCUAACAGGAGGUGGGGUAAAGGUGGACGAGCAAUACGGAAUGACAAUGGUGGAUUUCAACAAUCUUGGUUACCUUGACGAACCAUUCGUCCUUGCCAAAGAUGUCGCUCAGGUUUUUUAUUUGAAGGACAUGAGUAUCAAACCAAGGAAACGGAAAGAUAAGAAAACGAUCAGUACAUCAUCCGAUGAUCCAAAGCGCCACAUUGUUCUUUCAGGGAAAAGAAACAUCGUGGGAGUGGAGGACAAGACAGACAUGUCAGAAGAUUAUAAUAUGUUUGGUGAAAUUCCGCCCUUCAAAAUGAACACUGACCCAAGCAUUAAGUUAAAUGAUGAGGAUGCUCCAUGG